Molecule: messenger RNA, 1929 nt
Organism: Pyricularia grisea
Lineage: Eukaryota; Fungi; Ascomycota; Sordariomycetes; Magnaporthales; Pyriculariaceae
Exons: 2
Coding region: 1-1575 (524 amino acids)
Biological process (GO): protein import into nucleus
Cellular component (GO): cytoplasm
Source: RefSeq, a predicted model, not a curated record
AUGGGCCAGUCACUUUCCUACGUCCGUGACAACAUCAAAGUCCCUCCCGUGGUCGGGAAGCUCUACUGCAUCGUACUGACGGCAGCGUUUGAAGGCAUCGAACAAAGCACGAAGAGACACCGCAGCGGCGCCUUUCUCUACCAGCGACGAGAUCCCGAAGCCGCUCUUGGAGCAGCAGCAGUAGCAGCGAAUGGCGCCGCUGGCCAGCCGAAGGAUCAGCUAGCGACCCGCGCACCGACCAUCACACCCACUCAACCUGGUGACGAGAACCUCCCGCUAGAUGCGGUCAAGCGGUCACACGCCGCAGCCAUUGGAGAUGGCUCUGCUGGCCAGCCCACCACGCCCCAAAAGACGCGACUGCGCCAUGAUGCCACCGCCGGAAGCCCAGGCCGCAGCGUCGAUCCGAGCCCGCGGGCCCUCCGCACGGGAAGGGAUGCCGCGCCGGGUGGGGUGACGCAGGCGCUGCCUACGGUUCCGGCCAGCGUGGCCUCGAGGGUGAUGAUCGAGCCGCGCAGGUUCCAUCUUUCUCGUAGGCACAUGGCUGAGAGGCAGUCUUCGAUGAAUUCCCGUGUCACAAAGUCCUCGGGUUCGUCCAAGAGCCUGGGCCCGGCGACGUUUGUGGAGAGGAGCAGCAAGCGGAAGCGGACCGGUGAACCGAAGACACCAGUCAUAGCAACGCAUCCAGGGCAGAGGACAACACAAAAUUUGUCUGGAGCAGACGGCGAAAAGGGAUUGGAGGGUGACGGCGGAUCAGCAGAGGGCAAGACGGAGGAACGUAAGAAGCUGAAAAUGCCAUCCAAGCGAUCUGCCGUGUCUAGACCGUCUGGGCCUAGGCUUCCGGACUCUUUCGUCAAUCGUUGGGACACGGAUAUGGACCAGCUCGCACGAGAGAUGAACGACUACACUUUGGAGCUGAUAGCAAGGGACCUGGAGAAGAUCAAGGAGCGGGACGAGGCGGCGGCACCAAUGUCAAACUCUGCGAGGCAGACACCGGUCAAGAAUAGCAACAAUGCGCCCAUGUCGACGGCAUCCCCAUCACCUAGGAGAUUCAAGCCGCAAGCUCCUGCCAAACGCUACGCGGAGCGGCACCCAGAGGAGGCGGCCGCGGCGGCUGCUGCUGCUGCUGCUGCGGCAGAGGCUGAGGCGAAUAUGAGCAUGGACGUAGACGACGCGAGCGACACGGAUGAGGAUGAAGGUGACUACAUAAUUGACACAUACGUCCGUGUUGCAGCCGACAGCGUCACGACUGAGGCGACGCCUGAUAAAGUGGGUCUGCUGGUGUUGGACAAUGACCCAGAUAUCGACUACUUCUACGGCGAAGAAAGCGACAGUGAGGAGGAGUACGAAGAUGACGAGGAUGAGAACGCGGAAAAUUACUACACUGCAGACUAUCCGGAUGACGAGGUGGCUUCGGGUGACGAGUUCGAUCGCGACGCGUACCUGUAUCAAAUGGGCAUGUCUGAGUUUGAUGGAGGCUCGGGAUCGGAUAGUGAAGACGACGACGAAGACGGCGGCGUCCCGGGCCGUUUCAAAAUUACGAUCGGCCGUCCACAGAAUCUUCCUCAGCUUUACUAGGGGCGACCAAGACUCGAGAAGCAAAAGAAAAGCAACUCUCGCCCGUUUUCAGUCAUGUUUCAGUGUUUCACAGCAAAGAGUGGGGGGUCAUGGCCAUGUUUCUCUUUGACGAUGUGAGGGAUAAAAGAUUUAAAACCCGGGUUAACAAUCCAUACAGCUCUUUUGGACCCUUGGCUUCUAUUUCGGUUGUUUCCUCGGUUUCUCGGUUCUGGGGUUCUUCCUUGUCGAUCCAACAGCCGCGUCUCGAAGCGAGAGACAACCAUUUGUUGGGGUGUACUAUAUACUAAAUGCAUAGCGAGGUUUUGGUAUAAGACUCUUGUAUGGUCAUAGAUACCUAGGUUACUAUAAUUCAAG